Molecule: messenger RNA, 13202 nt
Organism: Mobula hypostoma (lesser devil ray)
Lineage: Eukaryota; Metazoa; Chordata; Chondrichthyes; Myliobatiformes; Myliobatidae
Gene: hipk2
Product: homeodomain interacting protein kinase 2
Exons: 16
Coding region: 1055-4699 (1214 amino acids)
Biological process (GO): positive regulation of transcription by RNA polymerase II; peptidyl-threonine phosphorylation; intrinsic apoptotic signaling pathway in response to DNA damage by p53 class mediator
Cellular component (GO): nucleus; PML body; cytoplasm
Molecular function (GO): protein tyrosine kinase activity; SMAD binding; protein serine/threonine kinase activity
Source: RefSeq, a predicted model, not a curated record
AAGUCGAUCGUUUCAAUGACAUCGAUUGCGGGAUUAAAUACAGAGCAAUUAAAUGAUGGACGGAUUACAAGAAACAGAUCAAACUCUGCCCUUUAAUAGACCAGCAAACAAGGAGUUAAAAGUGCCAAUUUGGAUGGGCAAGCAUCACUCGCUCACCAACUCAUCCCCCCUAUCAUUCGUUGUAGCUCUCCCUGCGUCACUCUAGACUCCAGCCUGGAGCAGUCGAAAGAAGAGAGCGGCGCAGGAGUAAUUUCUCUUUUUCAUUCUCAGUGCUGGAGACAGCUCUUUGGUCGCCUUCGCCCACCGCAGCUGAUCACAGCCCAACACCUCCCGCACCUCCUCCCUCCCUCCCUCCCCCCUCUCCCAUCCCACUCGAAGCAAGUGGAGGCCUUCCGAAACUCAUUGCAAAGAGAGUUGGCGUCUGCAGAGCAAAGUUGUUCAGCCGCUCUCUCUCUCUCUCUCUCCCUGCAGGGUUUUAUUUUCGGGAGAGAUCGACUGCAUAGGCAGUUGAUGUCUCUUCGGCUCUCUGGUUUCUGCUUGUAACUUUGCAGAAACCUCACAGACAUGUUGUCCAGAAGGUAAAAAGAACGUAAUUUGACUCAGUAGAAAUAUAACAAAAUAUAUCUGAAAUAUUGAGACGCCAAGUAUCAGAGCCGCAUGUGGGACUCGAACUGGAUUCUCCCAGCGUCUCCGUUAUCUUGUACUUGGAGGGAGAGAGGGGGAGGGAGAGAGAACCUUGUAUGAAAGAAGAGCGUUCAAUGACCGAUUUUGAAAGAGUUUUUCUCCCCCUUCGAUGUCUCUCUCUCCUUCUCCCUCUCUCCCUCUCUGGGCGAACCGACGAAGCGAUGCAGCCGGGGAUUUGCACACCAAAUUAAUCCAGCACAAUAUGGCAGAUCUACACCGUGUUUAGCAAGGAGAGGAGCAACGGGCUUUGUAUUCUGCCAUGCAUAGCACACAGCAUUGCACCGAUGGCCCCAAUGUACCAAGUGGACAAUGUUGGAUUCAGAAAGAAAUGAGGUAGAAAUCAAUUUACCUUCACGCCUCUCAAGAUGUCAUGAAGUGCAUUUUGGCGCACGUGUACCAGUUGGAGGACAGAAAGGUCCUGAAGAUGACAACCAGAUCACAAGGUAUGGGCUCGCAAGUGGAAGUCUUCUCCCCUCACACAAUUCAGUCAAGUGCCUUCUGCAGUGUGAAGAAGCUGAAAGUGGAGCCGGGCUCUAACUGGGAUAUGACCGGGUAUGGUUCUCACAGCAAGGUCUACACCCAGAGCAAGAGUUCGACCAUCGCACAGCCGACAGUCAGCACCUCUAUCCAAGCUACCAACCCCACCCUCUCCUACGAGCAGGCGGUGAUAUUCCCAGCCAGCGCUGGCCACAUUGUCUUUACGACCGCCAACAGCACGUCAGGGUUAGUGGCCGUCUCCGCUCAGGCACUGGGAGCCCCUCAGAACCUGACGCGCCGCAGCACGGUGAGCCUCCUCGACACCUACCAGCGAUGCAGCCUGAAGCGGAAGAGUGAGGAGCUCGAGGACGCCAGCAGCGUGCAGAUCAUUGAGGAGCACCCGCCAAUGCUUCAGAACGCCACCAGCGGAGCCACUGUUGCCACGGCGACCACCUCCACUGCCACGUCCAAGAACAGCGGCUCCAACAGCGAGGGUGACUACCAGCUCCUGCAGCACGAGGUGCUGUGCUCCAUGACCAACACGUACGAGGUGUUGGAGUUCUUGGGCCGCGGGACUUUUGGCCAAGUGGUCAAGUGCUGGAAGAGGGGGACCAAUGAGAUCGUGGCCAUCAAGAUUCUGAAGAACCACCCUUCGUACGCGCGGCAGGGCCAGAUUGAGGUGAGCAUCCUGGCCCGACUGAGCACGGAGAGUGCAGACGAUUACAACUUCGUCCGGGCCUACGAGUGUUUCCAGCACAAGAACCACACUUGCCUGGUCUUCGAGAUGCUGGAGCAGAACUUGUACGACUUCCUGAAGCAGAACAAGUUCAGCCCACUGCCCCUCAAGUACAUUCGGCCCAUCCUGCAGCAGGUGGCCACGGCCCUGAUGAAGCUCAAGAGUCUGGGCCUGAUUCAUGCCGAUCUCAAGCCAGAGAACAUCAUGCUGGUGGAUCCGGUCCGGCAGCCCUACCGAGUCAAAGUGAUAGACUUUGGUUCAGCCAGCCACGUGUCGAAGGCCGUCUGCUCCACUUACCUGCAGUCCAGAGCGCCAGAGAUUAUCCUGGGAUUGCUGUUUUGCGAGGCGAUCGACAUGUGGUCACUGGGGUGCGUAAUCGCAGAGCUGUUCUUGGGGUGGCCGUUGUAUCCGGGAGCAUCGGAGUACGAUCAGAUCCGUUACAUCUCACAAACGCAAGGGUUGCCGGCAGAGUAUUUGUUAAGUGCAGGGACAAAGACAACACGGUUCUUCAACAGAGAUCCAGAUUCAUCGUAUCCACUGUGGAGGCUUAAGACACCAGAAGAUCAUGAGACAGAGAUGGGAAUCAAGUCAAAGGAGGCAAGAAAGUACAUUUUUAAUUGUUUGGAUGAUAUGGCACAGGUGAAUAUGACCACGGAUCUGGAGGGAAGUGAGAUGUUGGCAGAGAAGGCAGACAGAAGGGAGUUUAUUGAUCUGCUAAAGAAGAUGUUGACCAUUGACGCAGACAAGCGAAUUACUCCAAUUGAGACACUGAGCCAUCCCUUUGUAAUGAUGACCCAUCUACUUGAUUUUCCUCAUAGCACACAUGUCAAGUCCUGCUUUCAGAACAUGGAGAUUUGCAAGCGAAGGGUCAAUAUGUAUGACACAGUGAACCAGAGUAAGACACCAUUCAUCACACAUGUGGCUCCAAGCACUUCAAGCAACCUUACAAUGACUUUCAGCAACCAACUCAGUACAGUUCAAAACCAGGCCAACAGUCUGGCUCCCACAUCCACAAGUGCCACCCUUUCCCUUGCCAACUCUGAUGUCUCCUUACUUAACUACCAAUCUGCACUUUACCAGCCUUCAGCAGCUUCCAUGGCAGCCGUUGCCCAGCGGAGCAUGCCACUGCAGUCAGGAGCCUCACAGCUGUGUGCUCGACCUGAUCCCUUCCAACAGGCCUUAAUUGUGUGCCCGCCUACGUUUCAAGGAUUGCAGGCGUCCCCCACCAAACAUGCUGGGUACUCAGUCCGAAUGGAGAAUGCUCUUCCUAUCGUCACACAGGCUCCGGGGGCUCAGCCGCUUCAGAUCCAGCCUGGCCUACUAACACAGCAGACGUGGCCUAGUGGAACCCAGCAGAUUCUUUUACCUCCAGCAUGGCAGCAGUUAACAGGAGUGACGACUCAUACCUCAAUGCAGCAUGCUACUGUUCUUCCAGAGACAAUGGCUGGGACCCAGCAACUGGCAGAUUGGAGGAACACUCACCCACAUACUAGCCAUUACAACACCAUCAUGCAGCAGCCUGCUCUGCUGGCAAGCCACGUGACUUUGCCAUCUGCUCAACCAUUGAAUAUUGGUGUUGCUCAUGUAAUGAGGCAGCAGCCCACCUCAAGCUCCUCGUCAAAGAAGAAUAAGCAGCAGUCCUCCGCCAGAAAUACUUCAUACGAAGUGUCCUCCUCCCGUAGCUUCAGCUCACACUCACCGCAGCGCUCAAAACGCGUCAAGGAGAACACUCCUCCUCGCUGUGCUGUAGUGCAGGACAGUCCGGCCUGUAACACCUUGACAUGUGGCUGGGGAGAGGCCACCAGCACAACCCAGGAGAAUCAGAGGCAGACCAUUGUCAUUCCAGACACACCCAGCCCAGCGGUCAGCGUCAUAACCAUCAGCAGUGAUACGGAUGAUGAAGAAGAACGCAAACGUGUACCCAACAGAUCAUCAAAGCAGAGGAAGAAUGUGAUCAGCUGUGUCACAGUUCAUGACUCGCCAGAUUCAGACUCCUCGAGCAGCAACAGUCCAAGUGCAGUGCGACAGCGACACACCAUUGGCAACAACACCACCUACAACUCGACCAAAGGACACUCGGACAGCCACUAUGGUGGAAACCCACGGACUAUCAUUGUCCCUCCCCUCAAGACACAGUCAAGUGAUACUGUAGCAGGAUGUGAUCGCCUUGUCUCAGGUAUACAGGGGCAACAUUCAUUGGGACACAAAACCAAAAACUCCAGCAUAGUAACAUCUAGUACAAGCCACUCUUCAGGGAGUUUCUCGGGGAUAUCACCUUACCGGCAACAGAGGUCAACGGCCCAUUCCUUGCAACAGCAACCACUUAAUCUCAGUCAGGCUCAGCAACAUGCGACAAGCAUACCGGAGCGGAGUGGAAACCAUGGACAUCGAAGACAACAGGCUUACAUCACACCGACUAUUGCACAGGCUCCUUAUUCAUUCCCACAUCGUAGUCCUUCACACACAACUGUGCAUCCUCACUUGGCUGCAGCUCAUCUACCGGGUCAGCCUCAUCUGUAUACCUAUGCCACACCUGCUGCCCUAGGCCCCACAGGCACGGUGGCUCACCUUGUGACAUCGCAGGGCUCUGCCAGGCACGCCUAUGCUACCCAUCCUGGGGGAAUAGUUCACCAAGUGCCCGUUGGCAUGGGGCCAAGAGUACUGCCUUCUCCAACCAUCCAUCCAAGUCAGUACCAACCCCAGUUUGCCCAUCAGACAUACAUCAAUGCUUCGCCAGCCUCAGCUGUCUACACAGGAUACCCACUGAGCCCAACCAAGGUGAACCAGUAUCCCUAUCUUUAAGACUGGAGGUCAAUAAGACAUUAUAUUGAAUUAAAACAAGCAACAAUGCAUCUCACAUUUGGGAAGGCACUUCAGAAAUGGGCUGGAAGGAAGUGUGCCUGGUCACAGAAUGAGAAAAACAAAUCUUUUUAUGAGAAGUUUGUUUUUUUAAAAAAAAAUCACCAAAACUUAAGUCUGUUAAUUGACCACUGGUCAGUGACGAAGACCUUCAAAGGGGAGUCGAUAGUGGAUGGAUGGAGGAGAUUAAGGAUCUACAACCUGGAAACGACUCUCAGAGUUUGGUUGAAAUUUUAUUAGUGAAAUUCAGUAAAUGUACUACAGCUGUUGACUUUCCCAAUUUUACUUUUUUUUUUGGAAAAAUAAAGAGCUGCUCUUCCUUUUCUAAAUAAAACCAUCCUUGUGAAGGUAAAGGUUGCCAGGGCUCCUUAGAAUGUAGAGAGUCAAGGAAAGCAUCAUUUGGUGACACGAUACCAAUAGAUAUUACUUGUGAUUACACAACUGUGAUUCAGCCUAACUCUGUUCUUAAGGCGUACUAGAUGUGUCUGUUCAGAGCUCCAGUGUGUAUGUGUGUGUGCAUGUGUGCUGAUAUUCUUGUCUGUGGUUUCUUUAACAGAGAGCUUCCUAGCAUAGGCAUUGGUUUUGAACAUAUUCCCUUUUAGUGCCUUACAGAAAAGGAUGAGAAUUCCACCAGAUUUCAUAUAGAUCAAUGUCAAUACUGAGACAGUCUCCCAAUAGUGACUCUUGGGCAUUAUGAUCUUGGGUGGCAGAAAGGACUAGCUGGAGGAGACCACCAGAGGACAGGAUAAGGGUACCUUUGAAAAGGGACUUGGGUGGUGUUUAAGCAGAGAGAACGUGCAGAUGCUUGUUUUCUUGAACUCCCACUCCGCAUGGUAUAACUCUACUGGUUCCUACUCGAUUGCAUUCCUCUUCCCAUGGCCGACAUCAUCAGUAGAAGAGCAAAGUCUCAAAGAAGAAUGCACCUUUUAGCCCUUUAAGUACAUCGAGUUUUCAUUUAAUUGAGGAAUUAAUUAAUGGUUUUCCCUUUCCCCCUAUACAGUACAUCAAUUUGCCUAUUUCUGGAACAUCCAUCACCCCGAAAAAUAGAUCUAAAUUCUUGCCAAUGAUAAAAUCACCAGUGUCCUCCUCUUAGAGGUAUCAAUUGUAAUGAACCAAUAACUGUCUUCAGUUAAUUGAUGCUGGCAGGUAAAAUGCUUUACAGCAUUGUUGAUCCUGUCGUAUCAGGGAGAAAGAAAAUGUAAGGUGAGGUAACACAGAGUUGCUGUACCCCAAAACACUCAAAGUCUUGGGAUUAGUUUAUGUUGCAUUAUCAGAUUUCAGUAUUACCAAUAAACUUCAACCCUCCCAUACUAGUUCUGCUUAGUAUUUUUCAUCCCUGGCUGCAUCAAUGUCUCAUUCCAAUAUCAGCCAUCUUUUUCAACGAAGCAAGCAAAUUGCUGCUAUUUUUCUCUGACAGCAUCACUCACGUAGAUGUCAGAACAGUGGACUAUUUCCUGUUGUGCACAAUACUGACCAAGCAGGACUUUGAUUUCCUGCUAUCUUUCUCCCUCGCUCUCCCAAUUUCAUGCAAUAUUGAUGAGCCUAGACCUAACUGUAUGGUACUAUAAGCUCAUAGGCAAACUAGCCUACUCCUGUUCCUAUAACUCCUUAACUGCAUGUUAGUUUGAUGUUUCUGGGUACUCUGUUGGAACUUCAUUGGCAAGCACUGAUAUGCUGUUUCACUCAACAUGGAAUUACAGCUCAGCCCCAUUCUGUCCAAAUGUAUUGGCAAAUGUGAAGGUAUGGGCUGAGGGUUCUGCUAUACCUGCUCAACCUUUACUAAACAUUAAGACCACAUAUGGCUCCCCUGACUGAGUCAGCCUAAGCCUCCUGUAACGGGAUUUUCAACAAGUCACUGAUUUGAUAGGCAGAGGCAAGAGGGAUGAAACAGUUUAAAGAAAGAGAGUAUUAGUGGUUCUGAUUACCACCUGAUGGUGAAAAGCAUUGUGAUUCUGUCCGUGCUUGUGUGUUUUGGGGAGUAAAAGGCAGAAUGAGAAAUACAAGUACAGGAAUCUUUUUAACUGGUACAUUGUCAUAAUUAAACUAGGCUUUUUUCUUGGGAAGAUAUUUUAGAAGUAUUUUCUUGAUCAAUACACAAUUUGUGACUGACAUUUUUGAAAGAAUAUUUCAAUUUUUCCUUGUCAGAUAGGUUUUAAAUGUAGCUGCUGUUUUAAAUAUUUUGAUUGACUAUUGAUUUUGUUUUAUUUUCCCUUGCCUCUGGAUUUCCUUCUGAUGACAACCAGCUCCACAUAAUUUAGAGGGAACUAUUGAAUUUCUUGCUAUUUGUUUCAUGCAUUGUAUUUAUUUCCUAUUGGAGCACUGUUGUCCAAUAAAAAUCUGCCGUCUACAGGGCCAUCUAUAGUUAAUGAUAGCCAUCCAUGCUCAUUUUAGUUAGAUUAUCCCGUCCUGGUAAAUGUAAAACUCAUAUACAUCUACUUGAGAAACAUCUUGUCUCACUCAAAAACUAUGUAACAGUCCUGAUGAUCAACACUACUUCUCAUUUUGCCAUUUUACCAGGAAAUGUAAAAAAAAGGGUUCAUUUGUGUAGAUCAUUUGAAUAUGAUACCUGUUUCCAACUGUUUCCCAAUGAGCAUGUGGUCAGUGUCUUAUCUAACACUGCUUUGGGGCAAAUAACUGUUAAAAAUAUGAAAGUGUAGAGAAUGUAUUUCUGAACACAGAUGUGAUUUUAAAGGACAACAUGAGCUGCAUCAGCUGGGUUCCAACUGGCCAAGGAAGAAGUGCAUUGGAACUUUUCCACAAUUUGAAUGAUCUGGUGACAACAAUAGUUAUGUACAUUCUGAAGGCUGAGUCUUAUUUUGGGCCUUCUGACAGCAGCCAGCUGCAACCCAGAUGGGGAAAAGAGUUGGUUUAGUAUAAGGAUGGAAACACAAAGAAAAGAACAAGUAAAACAUGCAUAGUAAAACAAAAUGGCUCUUGUCACCAAAGAAACCACAUUUUAUUGCAUCAUAUGUUCUUUGCUGCCCCUUGACCACUGAUUAUUUUAUGAAGUUGUCUUCACCCUUUUUAGUAGGAGGGAGCUGAAACUUGUUCCUCCUCUUGUGUAACUAACUCUAAUUUCCUAAUUUGUUUUUUUUUCUUUAGAUUGUAAUUUCUUAGUUUAAUGAUGACUGGCAUUGCUGCUAUUUUGAUGUAUUUAUACAUUUGAGUGAAUCCAUAUCUGUUCUGUGUGUAUAUACAUAUUUAUAUAUAUAUAAAAGAAGAAAACAAAUGUUCCUAAUCAUCAAAUCCAGAAGGGUCUCAAAAAUCUACUGAGUACCAGGUAAAGUGAGCUGUCUGCACAGCAUAAUUUUAAAAUCAUAUGAGAAUCAAUUUUUAUUCUGUUUAAUGAAUUUAUUCAUGUACCUUUUAAAGACAUAUUGAGAUGCAAAUGUUCAUCAGUCUGCUCAGUGUCAACCACAAGCCCUUGUCCACAAUCUCCACAAGCACCCUCCAAGGCCAGUGGAUGAUAGCAGGUUUGGGCUGAUGGGGAUUAACCAAUCACACAUGCAAAUAUUUCAUCUGAGAUCAAUGUGUGGCUGAUAUUUCUGGGUAGCUUGAAUCCAUUUGAUGUUUGACUUUUCAUAAUACUGACUUAUUUGCAAUACAUUUUUUUGCUGCUCACUGUACUUUGGUUGUUAAAAAUGAACUGGUAGCGUUUUUGCUUUGUCGUCCAAGUGAAAUGCUAUGGCAGUGGUGCGUUUUGAGCAUCUUUACAAUUCGGCUGAAAGUGCCUUUCAUUCAGAAGACCUCCCAUGUAUAUUGACAAUAAUGCAUGGCUUUUACAAAAGAAUGUGGGUUUCAUACAUACAGCAGAACGUUGCACCAGUUCUCUGAUGCCAAGCAAGGAGUAUAGAUACAACAAAAAACUAGCCACAAUUCUCCAAUGCAGGCUCCCCUUCGGCAACCACAUAGGAACAUCAUUCUGUUAAAUGGACAUGGUCACAUGUGGGAGAUACUAUCACAUGCGUAGGAUUAUAUAGAUUGAAGACAAGAAACAUAGUUUGACAUGGAUUUUAUUGGACAUUUUACUAAACCACAUGUUGCUCAAAGAAACCCAGAAGAGAAACUGUGGUGUUAUACAAAUUUUUCCUGUAUCCUUCAUUAUAUUUUCAGGAGAUGAAGAUGAAGAUUGUUUGUGAUAUAUCAGUUUGGGGGAGGGGAUGACACGGUCAAGAAUAUGAUCGAUAGGACUGACCCAAAUCACCACAAAUCUGGGAUUUUAGAGAAGCUAAAGAAAAACACCAAAGAAAUUCAGGAGUUACAUCCUCCCUCAUUCUAUCACUUUCUUUGCUUUUUUGUUGAUCAUAUUGAUAGCUUUCUGGAAGUUUUCAAGCAUAAAGUUUAUCACAGCCGGAAAUGUGUGAAACUUUAUGGGGUGGGGCAGCUGCAUUUCAGCUAUACACAGUGCUAUUCAGAUUUUCUUAUUAGCUGCCAGAUUGCAGAAAUUGUAACAGUUCCUGCCUUGGGCUAUAACAAAUUUAGGUCUAGUACUAAUUUUGUGCAAAUAUUAUUUUUAUUACACAAUUGAACUAAACUUCACCAAGAUAUAUAAAAAAAAGUUGUUGAUUUAGGCCUGCAACUAUAUUAACUGGCUGUGUUUUUUUAAGCUCCCAAUUAGAUGCACUCAAAUUUGACAUCGUGGUGGAGGAAAGGGACCUCUUUCCCAAAAUAGUUUCAGUUUUCCCCCUUUCCUUCUGGUUCUUUGCUGUCAUGCUGAUUAAUCUGAUGUCUUGUUCAAGUAGCCAAUCACUUGUGGAGACAGGAUUUGCCAGGAAACGAAACAAAGAACAACAACUGAAUCAUGACCCAAGAGGCUUUUUCAAAGCCCCUAACAUUAGCCCUGCUCAAAGUAGUUCUCCAAGUAAAUCUUGGAAUUUCCUACUCCUUGACAGAAUUUACUAAGCCAUCAGGGAAACACACUAUUGAACCAUUACAGUAUAUACAUUUUAAGCUCAGUGGCACUUUACUGUCAUCUAUAAUACAUACCAACUCCAGUUCUGAAUUGAAAGAAUAGUGAAGUUGAUAAAUUGUUCAUGCAGCUGAGCUGAUGAGGAGAGAGAUUGGUGUGAUGGUUUCAAAAAGCAGAGGAAUGGAGUCUGGUGAGAAAUUGAGAAGGGUUAAGGUAACAGAAUCAAUGAAUCAGGACAAUUGUAUUGUGUAUAAUUCACAAAAAGGAAACUUGCAGGUUACUGUGGUUGGUAAUGUAGUUGGUAUAUAUUAUAGUUGCAUUUUGAGAUGCUUGAGUAAAAGUUUAAUGUCCAUCACUUGCAAUAUUUUCAAAUAAAAUUAUAAGUAAUUGGUUUGUAUCCUCCACCAAUAAAAUCUGUACCAUCAUUAAAUAUUCUGCUUUACGCAUUGGAGAGAAUCUUGAUCCUUUGAAUUGAUUCAGUUAUAGUCUUAACGAGAACCAAGCCUGACUCUGUUCUUGUUCACACUUUGCAGAAUAUAAACUAGCCAGGAGUAGCCAGGUUACAGUGAACUGUAACGAGCACUGUCCUAAAAUGCCAAUACUGUUUAAGUGAACUCUGUACAGCCUUCCUCAAACUGUUGUGUCCUGCAAGGACAAUGUCAAACCCCAAACGUUGCACUGACCUACCAAAUUUUAACUGUCCAGCCUGGUAUGGUUACACCAUUCUGUUCUUCCUUGCUAUCCUGCAAUGCUUAAAUACCCUGUCUACUUCAUGCUUCUUGCACUACCUAUUUUUAGGAUGCACACACUGUACAGAUUCACUCACAUAGUUAUACUCUCACUUAGUUUCACUACUAUUACAGAACUGGCUAAACAGCAGCCAAGGCAGGUUGGAGGAUGACUGGUUUUCCACUCUAACCAGCCAAGGAUAGUAAUAAUCAGGAAAACAAUGAAGUGAGAAGUUAGAAUGAUUAACCUACAAUACACAGAUAACAUUUUCUCACACACAAAACAAAAAUUUGCUUAUCCUUAAUGUCUUGGUAAAUACAACAACACAAGAAAAUAGGCUCCUCAUGCCUGUCCAGCCAUUUCAUUUCAUAUCAUGGUUGAUCUAAACUGGUCUCAUUUGUGCCAGUUCCCUGUAAUCCUCAAUUCCUCCAUCUUUCAAAUUUUUACCUAUCUACACCUUAAAUAUAUAUAUCAAUCUUGCCUCUACCACUGUCAGGAACAGAAUUCUAGAGACUCACUACUCUGAGACAAAAAGAAAAUCUAUGUACCUUAGUUUUAAAUGACUGGUCCCUUACAUUGUAGCUAUGUUCCCUCGUUAGUAGCUCUCUCACUAAUAAGAACAUUUCAAGAUCAACCCUGUAAAGCCCUUUAAUAUUCUGUAUAUUUUAACAAGGUCACCUUCAUUCUUUUAAACUCAAAGGAGUACAGAUCAAAACAGUCUAACCUCCCUUGACAGGACAGACCUCUCAUCUCAGAAAUCAGCUUGGUAAAUCUUCUUUGGAUUGCUUACUAUGUCCUUUCUUAAGUAAAGGAAUCAAAACUGCACAGUUUUCCAGGUAAGGCCUCACCAAUACUCUGUACAACUGUAAUAAAGUCUCCCUAUUCUUAAACUCCAAUCCUUUUGCAAAAAAAUGCUGUUUGCCUUCCCUGUGAACUAUUUGUUGGACCUGCCUACUAACUUUUUUUUAUUGAUUCAUGCACUAAAAUAUCUAAAUCUCUUAACUUCACUCAUUUGAAAUCUCACUCCAUUUAGAUUAUAUCCACGUUUGAUUUUUCUUAUUGAAGUGUAUGGCUCCAACAAUUUGUCACAUGAAAUUCCAUUUGCCUGGUUUUCAUCCAAUCUAUCUGUAUUCCUUUGCAGAAUCAUAAUGCCUUCAUCAUAAAAGGCCCUUCCAACUUUAUUUAUAUCAGCAAAUUUGGAAAUUAGAUAUUUUGUUUCCUCCUUCAGGUUAGAAAGCUAACAGUUGAAAGUCAAGAAUGAACCCCUAGGUUACUCUAGUAGUUAUACCCCUCCAGCCAGAAAAAGUUGCACUUACUCCAACUCCUUGUUUUCUAUAUGACAGCUAGUUUUCAUUCAUUUAUCAGCCUGGUAUAUGUAAUGUUGUCAAAUAACGUUUGGAAAUCCAAAUACACUAUAUCAACAGGUUCCCCUCUAUCAAGUGUUCCUAAUGAUAUCUUCAAAGAAUUUGAGCUAAUUUGGCAAAUGUAUAUUACCUUACAUAUAAACAUGCUGACUAGAUUUGAUUAAAUUUAGCUUUCCUGAAGAAUUAGUUGUUUGAUUAGGGACUCUAGCAUCUUGCCAAAAAAUAACUGCUAAACUAACAGGCUGAUAGUUUCUCACCUUCUGUUCUCCCUUUUUGAACAAGUCACUCUGGUACCCUCCUUGAAUUUAGUGCAUUUUGAAAAAAUUCAACCAAUGGGUUUAUUAUCUCUUCAACCACUUCCUUUAAAACUCUUAAGUGAAGUAAGGAAUCAAGUUUCAUUUCCACCAACUCAAACAAUUAUUACGUGAGUUUUAUUUUUGCUGACCAUGACAAAAUGUGCGGUAGAAUGCCAUUUUGAAUUUCCUGACAGGUGCAUGGACUUAAAAGUUUUUCAGAUUCUGGUAGAUAUGAAAUGAUCCCACUUAUUGAUAUAACUUUCUAAAUAUCUCACCAGUCUGAAUUAGCAGAAGAGGAGAAUAAAGGGGAAACAAGGAGAAAUGUCAUUUGUCAGUACGGGGGCACAUUUAUUGGAGUCACAUGAAUCAUUGGACAAUACCCACAUCCAAAGUUUGGUGCUGGUUUAUCCAAAAUACAUUUUGAGUUUUAUUUUAAACUAAGAAUCUCAUCUCAUCCUCGUUCGGCGUCAAAGUUAUCUGAUUACCUGUAUUCAUUCUCUGUAGGUUUGUGUAUCAAAGUGUUUCUCUGUUUUUCUUUGUGGACUGUCUUUUUGCUCUGUGGUUUGUUGUCUUUUAAAGGCAUGGGUGCAGGGUGUGGGGUGGGGGGAGGUGUGAGAUGUUGUAGGAUUAUAUGUACAAUGUAGAAAUUUAUAUCUUUGCCCCAUAUUCUAGAUAUGGUUAUGAGAAUGUUUAUUUUACCGAAUUGUAGAGUGUUUAAAAAGAAAAUUCAACCAGAAACUCAGUCGUAGCUACUAAAUGUUUUUUAAAAGAUGUUGUGAGCUCACUCUUAACUGUUUCAGUUGUAGGAGGAAUGAGUGGAAAUUUUUAUGGUCUCAUCUUGAAACUAAUAUUAGAAGCAUUGUAAAUUAAAAGAAGAUUUUAAUGGAAAAAUUAUAGAGUAUAUAGUUAUUUUAACUGUUACUACUAACUGUAGGGAGAAAAGGGGGUCUAUUGUUGUGAACUGUUUAGCUUGUAGUUCACUGGUUGUUGAUCAUUUUUUCGGUCUCCAAGGUGAAUCUGCUUAUCUCCUAAUCAGAAUAUAUACACUCACAUAUGCAUAUUGUAUAUGUGCAGAAAUGUAAUCACACACUGUCUUGGAUUUGCAUUAAACUGUUUUAAGUCACCACACAACCCAGUCUUUAUGUUGC